This is a messenger RNA of Diaporthe citri, 1617 nucleotides long. RefSeq lists its product as uncharacterized. NCBI's taxonomy places the organism in Eukaryota, Fungi, Ascomycota, Sordariomycetes, Diaporthales, Diaporthaceae. The transcript is spliced from 2 exons. The record is from RefSeq and is a predicted model, not a curated record. Bases 1 to 1617 code for a protein of 538 amino acids.
AUGUCUGAUUUUAAGAUGGUUGAGAACCGCAAGUACAACGACGAGGAAAUCAAAUACGUUAUAUCUCGGACCCAGGCCAAUUGGCCCGCCGAAAUCAUUGCAAAAGCCUUCAAGCGGGAUCACGGUGAAUACUGGGCCAACCGAGAGUUCACCAAGAAGCAGGUGGCCUACAUUCGAUCCACCUACAAGCCUGCGCCGGGUAUGGUCAAGCCGUACACAGGCCCCAUCCCUCAGUUCUCGAGAUCCCCAACGCCGGAAGACAGUCCUGAUAUGGCCGCCCCCAGACGCAGCAAGCGCAAGCAAGCAGCCGCGACCGCCCACCAUGGCUCCUCGAGCACCCAAGCCCCCGUCUCCGAGCGAGCUAGCAGCCCCGUUGCCGGACCGUCACGCAAGCGCCAGAAGAUACAGCCCAUGACAGACACUACUACUCAUCAUGGGGAAGCCUCCGUCUCCGAGCGUGCUAGCAGCCCCGUUGCCGGACCAUCACGCACGCGCCAGGAGACACAGCCCAUGACAGACACUACUACUCAUCAUGGGGAAGCCUCCGUCUCCGAGCGUGCUAGCAGCCCCGUUGCCGGACCAUCACGCACGCGCCAGGAGACACAGCCCCCGGGAGACACUCCUACUCAUCAUGGGAGUUUCAUUCAGGGCCAGAGCCUGACAUCUGGUUUUCUGAGUGGUCCCUUGGUCAGUACAGACGAUGUGCCGAGAGACGGGAUCCCGGAGGAGCCUUUUGAUGUCGACGCGAACGCUAACGAUCUCUUCGCCGGGAUGAACUAUCAUGCGUUGGAAUCGAACCCGGCGUCGAGACAACUUAGCCUCAAUCCCAGCAAUCCCGGAAUGAUGGGCCCCGGCACCAGCCCUGCCCAGGGCUCGAGCAUCCCGCAUAUACGCCGUCUGAUUCCGGAUUUUCCCCUCCAGGAUUUCCCCCUCCAGUCCAUCGAGAGACACCAGUCCAUCGCCACGGGUGCCGGCACGAAUGUCACCAACUCGGCUUUCCCGACGCCGCAGCAGCAACAAGAUUCGCAGCUUGGCAUGUCCGACCCCCAGCCCCUGAUUCCCCCAGGGUGUACGGCGGCGAAGGCGAUGGCGCACGACAGCUACGGCGUGUACUACUACGACCCGCACGACACAUGCCUCAUUCGGAAGGGCCACCGGCACGACAUGGAUGGCGGUGUGCACUUCACCAACGAGUUUGGAGUGAUGCAGAGCCUACUGGCCAUGCAGCGCAUCGAGGGCCACGGCUUCCUGCUGGGCGCCGCCACGACCGCCCAGUCGAUCCUGAACCUGGGCAGGAUGCACCUCGCCAAUGGCAGCGCUUAUAUCGACGUCAGGGACAUCAUGCGCCAGGCUGCCCUCAUCGUUCACGACAACGUUCCUGAGGUCCUGGACCGCGAGCGCUUUCAGGUCCCCGAAGUCGAGGACAUUCGGCGGCUGUCAGAGACGAACAGCCGCCUGCCCAGCGGUUAUUCCUACGAUCCAUUCCAUCGCCGCAUCGUUCCGUAUGACAUACCGGGUCUCUCAGGAACCCAGGGUGGUGGGCAAGGAGGAGGUGCUGCUGGAAGCAGCAGGCCCUCCCGUCAGGGCAGCGGCCCUCCAGGUGCGGGAACUUCCUAG